This is a messenger RNA of Sceloporus undulatus (fence lizard), 4666 nucleotides long. It is a transcript of the gene HOXC9, whose product is annotated as homeobox C9. Gene Ontology annotation, biological process: anterior/posterior pattern specification; DNA-templated transcription; embryonic skeletal system morphogenesis. Gene Ontology annotation, cellular component: nucleus. The transcript is spliced from 2 exons. The record is from RefSeq and is a predicted model, not a curated record. Gene Ontology annotation, molecular function: RNA polymerase II cis-regulatory region sequence-specific DNA binding; DNA-binding transcription factor activity, RNA polymerase II-specific. Bases 3635 to 4441 code for a protein of 268 amino acids. Lineage: Eukaryota; Metazoa; Chordata; Lepidosauria; Squamata; Phrynosomatidae.
UGCCUUUCGCCCUCCAGGUUAUUAAAGAUUAGAUUAAGGAUGCCAAUAUUCCCCCCUCUCCUCCUCACUCUGGAAAAAAGAAAAACCCAUCUCCGAAAGAAGAACCUUUCAGAAUACAUUUCUCCAGGGAAGUUUCCUCAAACUCGCCUGUAAAGGCAGAGGCAUGGAGGCGUGAAGGCAGAGACACCCCGAGGCCAAACUUAUUCUCCCUUGGCUUCAGGCGGUGAUGAAGAAGGCAGCGUAAGAUGUCCUGGACCUUCUGCGUUCAAGGCACCGUCUCCAUCCCUGCGGGUCUCCUCUAUAGACAAAAUGCUGCUAUUCCUCUCUCUCUCUCUCCCUCUCUCCCUCUCUUUCUCUCUUUCUUUCUUUCUGGCUUCAGCAUCUGCCGCGGCGGCUCUCAGGCGCAGGACUCCUUGAACGAGGAAGGCUUGGCACUACAAGCCUCCUAGGAUCCUGGGCUAUAGGAGCAACCUGCCAUCAUAGAGGAGAACUGGUUUUCCUUUUGCCAUCUUCUUUGGUUUUCUUCUGGCUGGAAGGCUUCCUUGGAAAGAAAAGGCACCUCUCGCUGCUGGAUUUCUUCUUUUUUGGGGGGAGGAGGGCUGCGCCAUCCACCAAUAUUUUAAUGACCUUGCUUGCUUCUGUGGAGGUUAGCAGCAGUGUUGACUUUUCCCUGCCCUUCUGUUUACAUGAUCCAUUCUUCUUCGUCUGUGUGAUCGUAUGUUAGACCUUUUGCCUUUCUGAAACAAUUCUCUUCUUUCUGUCUUAUUUUUAUCCCCUGUCUCUCCUCCCAACAGAUAAGGUAAAUCCUCCUCUCUCUGCAUGUGUGCCUGUAUGUCUCUCUCUGUGAAAGAGAUUUCCUCGUUCAUUCCCCAUGCCUUAGUUAAUCAACAACAUAAAUUGGGAAAAAAUUAUUUUGGCAAAGAAAAUUUGAUUUCUUAAGUGCAACCCCCAGCAAAUAUUCCACCUCGUGUAUAUGCACCUCCUUGCAUGGUGUAGGUGCACUUAAAGUGUGUAACUCAAAAAUAAAAUUAUUAAAAAAUAAAAUAAAAUACAGAUUGAAAUAAUAUUCAGUAUGAACUCUUCAUUACGAAUUAAGACAAAAAAAAAAGAAAUAAAAAAGAAGAAAAAGAAAAAAAGGAAGUCACUUGAGACUUUUGAAUGACAGAUAAAUUGAACUCUAGGCAGGCCAAAGGACACCUUAAAAGUUCCUAUAGGACUAUUUCCGUGAAAGAAAGAGCUAGGCUAAAAUAGGUAUGAAAUUAGUGGUCAGGGGAAGGUUAGUUCAUGUUUCACAGCAAGACUGCUGUCGAAUUUGGAUUUCUUUGACACACAGCCACACGCAUAAGGAAGGAAAGUCCACACAUCCCAAUCUCUUUCCAUUUAAAGAGCUAUCCUUGUGGAAUAAAAUGCUGUCUCUCCAGACCAGCCAGCGAAGGCUGGGAUACAAUGAGCCAUGACUCGUGAAUUAAGAUGCACUCAGGAAUCUUUAAUCAGUUAAGUCAAGCAACUUUUCCAGAGUCCUUAAAAUAACAACAACAACGACAUCAACAACACUACACAGUAAUACUACUAAUAAAUAUGAUGGGGAAGAAGAAACAGAAAGAGAGGUGGGUUUUUGUUUUUUUUGGCAAGGAUUUCAUUGUAUCUAGUUCAUGUUCUCUUUCUAGGAUCUCCCAAGCAAGGUACAGUACCUCAAAAUAAUCCCUCUCCUGGUCCUGUGUCUAUGGGGGACCCGGACACUGUGGGUUUGGGUUUAAUGGGACUGUUGAAUCCUGCAUUCCUCUGGGACACAUCCCCUCCCUUUCUCUGCCCUCUGCUUCUCUGCUUCUCUCCCUCUCUUCUCAGGGAAACCUCCAUAAUGUUCCCUGCUUCCACUUUUCUUGUACUUCCCUCCCCUUUUGUUGCAAAAUUACCGCACCUCCAAGCCGAUUCUGCUACAUUGGAAACCGUGAAUCCUCUUUGACAACGUCUAGGAGCAGGGGGAAAGGUCUCUUCAUGUUGUUGUCCUGUUGGUGUUGUCUUGGUGUUGCUUUUAUAUUUUUAUUUUGAGGGGGCGGGGGUUCUCCUUUUGCAGAUUUAUUUUCCAGAAGAAGCAACCAACGCUUUCCCUACAGACUUCUAAGGGUACCAGCUAGAUAGAUACCUAUCACCUCACUCUACCAAGCAAGUGUUAUUAUUUGAAAUGUACACAGACACAGACACAGGCAGAGAUAAAGAAGUCUUCAAGUGAAGUUCUGCCAGCCAUUCGGUAAAAGAAAAAAGUUUCCAUGGUAGGACUUAUUUUUAAAGGGAGAUGAUACUCGUGGUGGUGAUGAUAAUGAUGAUGACGGAGGAGGAAAACAGAAUAAAACUCUUCCAUGCAAGCACAUCCCCAGGCUCCCUGUCUUAUCAUGCAAAAGGUCCCAGCUCACUCCCAGCUAUGCUUUCUAACUGCAACUUACUCAUACAGUUUUAUUUAAUGAACGACACAUUUAUGAACAAUCAAAUGAUCCUCGUAAAAAUUUUAUUGAAGGACAUAAAAACAUCCACCAGUACUUGCCGAAUAAAGCAACCUCUCACAAGAUGAGAGCCUUGUUAUUUUUGGUGGGGGGGGGGAGGGAAGGUUGUUGUUAUUAUUUUUCCAUUCAUGUUUUACAAGGUCAUCCACCCAGGAGAGAAUAAACACUACCCACCCACCCACAAAUAAGCACCCAGCACAGACACAUAGAUGCAUAGGUGUAAAGAGAAGGCACGUGAUCCGAUCCCAAGAUUUCUUGCAGCUAAGUAGAUUCUGGAAUGUGCACCUCAGCAGGAAUGACAAAAGAGAUCCUUCGAUCAGGCAAAAGUAUGAAUCUCUACAUCUAUUUAUAUAUAUUGUGUCACACACACACACAUACAUGCAUAUAUAUAUUCAUAUGUGAGUGCGAGCAACCCACCCACAGACACCCCUAAUGAUUAUAUAUCCAUUCAUGGGCUGGUGCUGCAAAAGAGAUGAGCCAGCAGAGCAAACUCUGUCAGGACCUUCAACCGAAGGGUCCCCCUCCCCUCCUUUACCCCUUUAAAGAAAUCCCAUGUAAUGUAUCCAUUAUAGAAUACUAGCUGUAGAAGCCAAGAGAGACCAGACAGAGACAAAUUGCGUCAAGAAAUAGUUCCUGUGAUACCUUGCUACACCAGAUACCUAGCACAGGCACACACACACACACACGCACAGUCUCUCUCCCCCUUUCCCUCUCUCUCUCUUUCCCUCUCUCUCUCUCUCUCUCAUUAACAGCAGGGCUAUGGAAAAGCCAGGUCGCAGAGCCAGCCCUCCAGCCACCGAAGAAACAGAGUCGCCUCUCAGCGAAUGGCACGUAAGACCCAACUGCUGCUAAUAACUGCAUUAUUUCAAGAGGUUUUUUUUUUAAAUGAAAAACCCAAGUCGCAUUAGGCGCUAUUUAAAAAGCAGAGGAAAAAAAAUUGAAAGCGAGAGAGAGAGAGAGAGAGAAAGGGGGGGCGAAAAAGACCUGCGGAUUGAUCUACACUGUAUUUUGGGUAAAUACAAUCACGUGAGAGCUGGGAGCCAAUGGCCAACUAGGAAAGGCUGAAAAAAUAAUUACCUGCCCUGAUUGUUCUAUGAGAAGAUAAAAAGUACACAUACAGUUCAUACAAUAAUCUUAUGAAUGUAAAAGAGGGGGGAACAAUGUCGGCUUCUGGUCCCAUAAGCAACUAUUAUGUAGAUUCCUUGAUUAGUCACGAAAGCGAAGAACUGUUGGCAUCCAGGUUCCCGGCGACUGGCUCUCACCCCGCAGCAGCCAGACCCUCAGGACUAGUACCGGAGUGUGCAGAUUUUCCAUCCUGCAGCUUUGCCCCCAAACCGGCCGUUUUUACAACUUCGUGGGCUCCCGUGCACUCCCAGUCGUCCGUGGUCUACCACCCGUAUACCCACCAGCCUCACAUUGGAGCUGACACGCGGUAUAUGCGCACUUGGCUGGAGCCUAUCUCCGGCGCGGUCUCCUUCCCAGGUUUUCCAGCCAGCAGCCGGCACUACGGGCUUAAACCCGACGCCUUCCACGGCCGCAGGGACUGCGGACCGGUGGAUGGACGUAGUUAUCCGGAUUAUAUGUACGGAUCCCCGGGAGACCUCAGGGACAGGACCCCGCAGACUAUUCCCUCCCCGGAAUCUGAGGCCAUCGCUUCCAACAAACACAAAGAAGAAAAGACCGAAUUGGACCCUAAUAACCCCGUGGCAAACUGGAUCCAUGCACGCUCUACACGGAAGAAAAGGUGUCCCUACACGAAGUACCAAACGCUGGAGUUAGAAAAGGAGUUUUUGUUCAAUAUGUACCUAACUCGGGACCGCCGCUACGAAGUGGCCAGGGUGCUUAAUCUCACGGAGCGGCAAGUCAAAAUCUGGUUUCAGAACAGGCGGAUGAAAAUGAAGAAAAUGAACAAGGAGAAAACCGAUAAUAAAGACCAGCAGUGAAAUUGGCCGAGGAGUCCCUGCAGCCAAGGGAGAAGCCGAGGCGGCGCUGGGUCUUCCUUCCUUCCUUGGGGUGCCAAGCGUUGUUCCUGACUUUUCUUUUUCUUUCCUUUUUCUUUUUCCCGGUGUGCUGAUGAGUGUUUAGAAUUAGUUAAACACGGCAACCAUUCUGGAGCAAAAAGGACAUAGAAGAGUGCUUUUCUUAAAAAAAAAGAUAUUAAAAAAUAA